AUGUUGUACAUAUUUUAUAUGGCGUCUUUGCUUGUACUGGGUCGAAGUGUACUACGUCCUGGUGUUCUACGCUUCAUAUAUCAUUUUAAUGAUCCUGAUUAUAAGCCUAUUCAAGAUAUGAUACUUCAACCAUUACCACUAUACAUACAACGUUUGAUUGCUACUUAUUCAGUUUGGGGUAUAUUAAUUGUACUCAUGCUAUGGUUACCUACAGAAGUUAUUCGGCAUUUCUUUCCUAAAUUCUUGCCAUUUCGUAUUAAUGCAGCUUAUGACAGUCCAUUGGAUUAUUCAUUGGAAAUGAUACUAUUACAAGUUGUUCUACCAUUCUUAUUGGAUAAUCACGCUAAAACAACUCUUCGUCAGAUUUUACGUUGGUGGUGUAUAUGUGUAUCAUGGUUGCUUGGUUUACGUAGUUACUUGCUCGGUGAUAUUCCAUUUUCACCAGGGGAUUUUAUUGUUACUGAAAAUGGAACUGAAGUACCAUACAAACGACGUCGAGAUUCUCAUAAUCAAACAUCUAAUUUGAAUAGUCAUUCGGGAUUCAUGUCUGUAGAAUCGUCUCAACGGACAUUGACUAAUGAACCAGACGAUAUUUCGACAGAUCUUUAUGCUCCAAACUUAUCAUCGCCGUCAUCAUCUUAUGGACAGAUUACUUCAACAAAUAAUCGAUUUCGUGAACAAUCCCAACCUGAAAAUAAUGAACAAGAUAACGUUAAUCAUGCAAAUGCUGAUUAUGAUAACGAUGAUGAUACAGAUUUUACUCGUUAUGUUCCAUAUAAACGAGGAAAUUUCUUCAAAUUACGAAUUACUGGCUUAAUCCUAAUAUUAAUUACUAGUUUGAUAUCUUUAAGUUUAACUGUACUAAUUGUACCAGUUGGUAUUGGACGUUUAUUAUUGUUGAAUUUAAGCGGAAGUGGUUCUACAUCAAAGCAUGAUGCUAUCGCUUUAGUUGGUGGAUUCACUGUUCUGGGAAUAAUUCUCCGUCUAGCUCCUUGCAUACCACAUCUUUUCAAUGGAAUUUAUCGAAUUAUUAUGUUGAUUGGUCAAAGUGGUAGUUUAAUUAGCUGGUCUAGACCAUUACGUGUAUUUAGAAUUUGGACUCGUUUAGGUACAACAUGUGAAAUUACAAUACGACGACCAGCAUUACCAAUGGCUCCUAUGAUUGAUUUAAAUCGACAUUAUGGAUUUCAAUCUACUGUGGAUAUGAAUAUUGGGAUAUAUCUACAAAAUUAUCUACGAAUAAUAAUAAAUUGGUUACGUCUAUUUUGUAUUGCUGUAAUAUGUCUGGGCAUUCUCCCAACAGCUUUAGGAUUAUUAAUCAACUUCAUUUUCAUUGUACCCUUCCGUAUUGGACCCAAAAAAACCAUUAUUGUUGGGUUUUGGGAGCAUUGGAUAUUUGGUAUUAUGCAUUUAAAAGUGGUUAUCUUACUCACUCUUCUUGGACCCCCAUGGUGGUUACGAAAUCGUUUAGAAUUAUUUCAUGAUGAAAUGACACAUCAUCGACAAGAUGCUCGUUGUAUGCGUUUACUUUGGGCAAUCGCACCAUUGCUUGUAACUAUUGGAUUAUCGUUAAGUGUACCAUAUUUAUUGGCUUAUUAUAUUAGUCCAUUAAUCGCAUUAGAUAGCGAAGUUGCAUUUCGAUACAUAUAUCCAUUUCUUUUCGCCAUGUUCAUCUGUUCAGUGUUAUUGAUUCUGUGUAUCGACCAAAUUCGACGUCUUUAUUUGCAUAUUAAAGAUGAAAAAUAUUUAGUUGGAAAACAACUGCUAAAUUUUCGACCAUCACCAAGUCAAUCAUUAGUUCCAGCAUCAUCAUCAUGA
Schistosoma curassoni is the source of this 1818-nucleotide messenger RNA. The record is from the annotation of a GenBank genome assembly. NCBI's taxonomy places the organism in Eukaryota, Metazoa, Platyhelminthes, Trematoda, Strigeidida, Schistosomatidae.